AUGUACAUACGGAGUAGUGGAGAUGUCAGGGUACUUUAUGACGGUGUGAAAGUCGACACCACCAAGGUACAUUCCCGUGUUAGUGCAGCUCGUUUCGACAAUGAAGCAGACGUGGUGGAGAUCGAGGUGAGGAACUCAAUCCCGGAGGAUUUUGGGAUACUUGCUUCCACCACUGACGGAUUGAUCAUUACGGAUGACAGGUGGCAGUGUCUUUCAAAGUCCCCGAAGGGUGAAAAGGGUGACGUUGCCUCACCCAAUUACAAGCCUGCCGAGUGUUUGGCGGCCUCACACGAUCCGAAACUGAUUAGUGAAAAUCUAAAUAUCUCGAUGGAUGCCAAGGUUAUUCGACCCGUUACUGACGCAGUUGACGGCAAAAGCAGGAAGAGAAAGAAGAGGAGUAACAAUAAGGAACUUCCUACUGAUUUUAACUGCAAAUUAGUCAUUAAGAACUAUCCUGAUCUGAAGAGAGCCCUGUUCGACCCAAUGAAGUACCGAGUCAGUCGCGGAAAAACAAAGUUGAGAAUAGUUGCCAGGGGUUCCAUAAAGGCCUUCCAAGACGGGGCCUGGCUUGGUAGGACACCUGACCACACGAACACACUCAUGCUUCCCAUUAAAACCAGUCACUCAAACGAUCAAAUUACUGCUGAAAUGAAACAGUUUGAUAACAACAACAACAAAAAUAACCUCAAUACCAACAAUAACAACAACAACAACAACGUUAAAAAUGAGGAAGAGUUAAAAAUCAGUGAAAACUUAUUGAAAUCUCAACUCAGCCCAUUAUCACUGGCUGCAUCUAUCUCAACAGCUACAGCAGCUGGUCGCAUAAAGAGAAGUGUAGCUAAGCAGCUAGCAGAAGCUGUCAACUUACGUCAUCAAUUUCGCCGACACGGAGCAGCGAGGUGCGACUACCACUGUCGCGAGACCAUAAAGAAGAGGAUUCUGCAGUCUCUCUUCAACAUAAACGUGCUCGAGGUGGAGAUCGAUAAUGAGGCCGACGUCUUGGCCAUCCACGUGGACAGGAGCCUGAUGUCGGAUAGAGAGCCACUAUCGAACCCUCUGGAAAGAUCGAGUCUGUGGAAUACAUUCUUUGGCCUGUACGUGGAGUCGGAAGAUGGCAGCAUCUCAACUCUGCCGUCGUCAGUUCCGCACAAACCAGCGGCCUUCUUCGAGAACGUUUCUCAGUUGAAUCCAUCGGAUGGUAUGGAGAGUGGAGGUAGUAAAGAUGUCGACAGAAUCAAAGAGAACGAAUACGCGGUCAGUAAGGUGAAGGAAGGACUGGUUAGUGAUUGGAAAUGCGCCGACGUAGUGGGGUCCACGAGGGGCGGGGCUUCAGAGCCCUGGCAGACGAUUCAUUUCAACGACAAGAUGUGGAAGGAGGCCACGCUCUACAAGAUGGAGAGGAUAAAUCGCGCUCGUCCUGAUAACGAUGGCAAUCAUCACAGUGUUGAUAACGAUGACGGCGUUCCGAAUUCGUUCAUCUGGAGUGGAGAGCACCCGUGGAGCAAGCAGAUGUACUGUAGAUAUCUCAUACCUCGAAAGUUGUUGGGUAAGAAGAAGAAGGUGACGCAUACUCACAAGAGGAAGAAAGUCGUCGUUGAAAAUGAUGAGCCUGCCAGAAAAUUAGUAAAGAGAUCGCCGGCCACUGAGAACACCGGCACAAACGGCAACAGUUUAAAAAGGAGAGUAAGAAAUUUCGGCGAGAAAUCGAGCAUAGAGGAUCUGAAGCGUAAAAACGAACAACUGAAAGCUUCUCUCAGAAAAGUCUCGAACAGCGAGAGGGUCCUGACAGAGGAGACUGAGGAGAUGUUUAAACUGCUCGGUGAAGUGAACGGCGCCCUGACUGAGAUCGACAACAAAAACGAAUACGGGGGUGGCUUCAUGUACGGCUACGAUUACGGCGGGAAGGAUGACGACGAUGAGGAUCUGGUGAAGAAGUUGGGUGACGAGAAGAAGGAGGAAAAGAAAGGUGGUGGCGGGGGUGGGCCGAAAACGUGGAAUGAGGAGUUCAUGGAAGAACUGACUGAAGUGUAA
Molecule: messenger RNA, 2031 nt
Organism: Helobdella robusta
Lineage: Eukaryota; Metazoa; Annelida; Clitellata; Rhynchobdellida; Glossiphoniidae
Exons: 7
Coding region: 1-2031 (676 amino acids)
Source: RefSeq, a predicted model, not a curated record